Pezoporus flaviventris is the source of this 1010-nucleotide messenger RNA. It is a transcript of the gene CDCA8, whose product is annotated as cell division cycle associated 8. The record is from RefSeq and is a predicted model, not a curated record. Gene Ontology annotation, biological process: mitotic sister chromatid segregation. The transcript has 10 exons. Lineage: Eukaryota; Metazoa; Chordata; Aves; Psittaciformes; Psittacidae. Bases 59 to 961 code for a protein of 300 amino acids. Gene Ontology annotation, cellular component: spindle midzone; chromosome passenger complex; chromosome, centromeric region.
UCCCGGUCCCGGUCCUGAUCCCGAUCCCGGUUCCGAUCCCGGUCUCGUUCCCGUUCCUAUGGCCCCCGCCAGGAAGAACCCCGGCGCGGUCGCUCGCCGCAGGAAGCUGGAGGCAUUCCUGAAGGAUUUCGACCGUGAGGUGGAGAGCCGGCUGGCGCGGCUGGAAGCUAACGGGGAGCGCCUGGUGAAGGAGGCGGAGGACAUGUACGACAUGCACAUCCUGCGGCUGCCCGUGGCCUUCCGCGAGAUGAACUGGCUGGAGUUCUUCGCUAAAGCAGGAUGCAAGAAGCUGUUGGAACUGACAGCAGUGGCAGACUUGGAAAUACCAGAAAUAAACAAGUUGGCAGCAGAAGUUCGCCGUACUCCUUUCAAGGUCACCAAACAAGGGGGAAAAUUGCCACAGCAUAUUGAAGCUAUUCAAGAAGAAGCUGAGUCUCCUUUGCUUCCUCCAACAAAGAAGGCAAAACAUGAGAGCCAGUGUCUUCCAGAGUCAGAAGCUAAAAGCAUUAAUCUAACAACUGGAAAGGCGAAGGCAUCCACUAAAAAAGUGCCAGCAUCCAGGAGCAGAAGAGCUCCUGCAAGAGAGGAGCGCACAAACAAAAGAUCAAGCAAAACCAAUUUUAUCACUCCAGCUACUGGCAGAAUCGUUGAUCUCUGUGCUCCGGGAGGUUCCUCCAUGAUCACACCCAGAUUUGAUCCCAGCAUCUUCAAGACACCGGGGUUGCGCGCACCUGCAGCACACGAACGUGUUUACACCGUCUCUGCCAAUGGCAGCCCCCUUGCUGACAUCAAUGAUAUCUUCAUCACAGUCCCUGUGGGAGGAGGGGAGUGCAUUCGUUUAGCAGCAAGUGAUGUGACCAAGAAUAAUCUUCUUCAUCUGAAUGCAGAGGCCCAAGGAUUUAUGCAGAAGCUAUCAGGUCGUCUCGCACAAGCCUGCAGUGCUACAAAAACCCACAGAUGAAACUCAGUGGAUAUUGACAUCCCUCUGUAAAUACAGAAUGUAACCUUUA